UUGUGCUGCUUUCACAUAUUCUUUUUUACCAAUUUUUUCGUCUCGUAGCCACGUACAAUCACAUUUAAACCAUUUUAAUACUGCGAUAGGCAUUUAUUAUAUGGUCAGCCUUGGAGUUGUUGCGUGUUCUUCCAUAAUAUGCCACAUUUUUCUUCAUAUCUCUGGUGGACCUUCCUCAGAAGAGUGGCAGGUUGGUGCAUCUGUCGACAUCAUGUUACGAAGUAUUGUUAUCAUUAUUUUUGGUGUUCCUCCACCAGAAUAUCUGAUACAAAAAUUGAGAAUAAAAUUGUUUGAAAGAGCAAUUAUCAACGUCACGAUUCGAGAAAGAGGCGUUGUGAGCACUGGUAUCAUAAUGGAUGAAUUUUGCGAAUGGCAAGCGAUGGAAAAAUAG
Molecule: messenger RNA, 391 nt
Organism: Dentiscutata heterogama
Lineage: Eukaryota; Fungi; Glomeromycota; Glomeromycetes; Diversisporales; Gigasporaceae
Source: the annotation of a GenBank genome assembly